AUGUCGGCUGAGUCUCCGGUACGACCAUCGCGUCGGGCGACGCGUCGCCCUGUCGUUGUCGAAGAAUCCGACGAUGAAUUGAGCCUCAUCCAUGAAGAUAAUGAUGAGGAGUUUACACCUGCGCCGCCAAAGAGAAGCAGUCCACGCAAAUCCACCAGACGUCAGACAACAGCCAACAUUAGCGAUUCGCCAAAGAAAUCGGCGAGAACGCGCAAAGUCAAGACUGGGGAUGCGAUUGAGCCAUCCGAAAUCUUCGAUCCCGAAGAGACCAUGGGUCAUAACGAACCCGUUUCUCCCACCAAGCGAGCGUCGCCACGAAAAAGACAAAGCACGGCUCCUCCAAAAAGCCGCAGGACCUCGCUUGCACCUUUAGAAUGUUCUCAGGGAGUCGAACUUGGCGAUGAACUCGCUCCAAGCCAGCCAUCCUCUCCUACAAAAGCCAGCUCCCCACGGAAGCGUACGAGCACUGCUCCUCGAAAGGGGAGAAGGUCAUCCGUCAUACCUCCAGUGCCAUCACUUCCGACACCUGCUCCCUCCAUGUCGCCAGAGAAGGAUGAACCAAGUCCGUUGCAUGAUAUAACAGCGAACGCAUUGAACAAGAAGCCUUCACAACCACUGUUGCAAGAGAAAGACACGCGCCCGAUGAACAUGAUGAUGGAAAAGCCGAUGGAUAUCGUCAUAAGAGCACGAGCACAAGCAGUUCCACAAGUGGAGGAACCCACCGGACCAACCUCUCGAAUGGUCAUUAGACAGCUGGUAAUGACCAAUUUCAAGAGUUAUGCUGGCCGACAAGUUGUAGGACCCUUUCAUGCGUCAUUCUCUGCGGUUGUUGGUCCCAAUGGCUCUGGGAAGUCAAACGUUAUUGAUUCACUCUUGUUUGUGUUCGGCUUCCGUGCCAGUAAGAUGCGACAAGGGAAAAUAUCGGCGCUCAUCCAUAACUCUGCCCAAUAUCCAAACCUCGACUUUUGUGAGGUUGAGGUCCACUUUCAGGAGAUUAUUGACCUUCCUGGUGGGAAACAUGAAGUGGUCCCUGAUACAGAACUUGUUGUUUCGAGGAGAGCGUUCAAGAAUAAUUCCAGCAAUUAUUACCUGAAUGGUAGAACCACAAAUUUCACGACAGUCACGACUCUGUUAAAGGACAAAGCCAUCGAUUUAGACCACAAACGAUUUCUCAUUCUCCAAGGUGAAGUCGAGUCUAUCGCUCAGAUGAAGCCCAAGGCAGCCAACGAGCAUGACGACGGACUCCUCGAAUAUCUGGAAGAUAUUAUUGGCACGUCCAAAUACAAGACACCAAUUGAGGAAGCCGCCGUAGAGUUGGAAAGCCUCAACGAGGUUUGCAUUGAGAAACAAGGUAGAGUUCAACAUGUCGAAAAGGAGAAAAAUGGGCUCGAGGACAAGAAGAACAAGGCCCUGUCCUUUAUCCGGGACGAGAAUGAAUUGGCUGAGAAACAGUCUGCCCUGUACCAGAUAUAUGUCGCUGAAUGCGAGGAUAAUAUCAAGGUGACAGAGGAGGCAAUCGGCCAAAUCCAAGAUCAGCUGAAUGCCGAGCUUGAAAAACAUGCUGGAAGUGAAGACACAAUCAAAGAGCUCGAAAAAGCAUACAACAAAGCCUUCAAGCAGUACGAACGAAUCGAAAAGCAAGCCCAGGAGUUCAGUAAGGAGUUGGCAAAGUACGACAAGGAAAAUGUCAAGUUUGAAGAGAAAAGAAAGUUCAUUACAGGCAAGCAGAAAAAGGCAGAAAAGACUGCGACCACGAGCAGAUUAGCCGCAUCCGAAGCUAGAAGUUCGGUUGAAAAGCACACCGAAGACAUUGAAACCAAAGGCUCAGAGGUUGCUGAACUUGAGAAGCAUAUGCAAAUUGAAGAACAAAAGCUAGCGGCAAUUCGGGACGACCUUAAAGGCAAGACCCAAGGCUUCUCAGACCAAAUCGCUUCGAAACAAAAAUCUUUAGAGCCCUGGAACAAGAAGAUCGAUCAGAAGCAGUCGGUGAUCGCUGUUGCGAACUCCGAACUUGACAUUCUGAAAGAGAAAGCGAACAGUGGUCAAAGAGCAAUUGAUCAAUCCAACGCAAAGAUCGAGGCCAUCGAAUCCAGCAGAAGCGAAAAGCUCGAAGAAAUCGAACAGCGUAAACACGAGAAACUCCGACUAGAAAAGGAUGUUAGGAAGAUCCAGGAUGCACUUCAAAAACUUGCCGCCAGUGAACCAGAAGUGCGAUCACAGAUUUCAUCAGCACGACAAAAGGCCGAUGAUGCACGGGCUAGUCUAUCCGCCACACAAAACCAAGGAAACGUUCUCAAAGGUCUCCUACGACUGAAGGAUUCUGGUCGAAUUGACGGAUUCCAUGGACGACUUGGAAAUCUGGGCACGAUCGACGAACAGUUUGACGUUGCGGUAUCAACGGCUUGUGCAGCACUGGAGAAUAUGGUUGUUGACAAUGUCGAGGUCGGUCAACAGUGCAUUGAGUACCUUCGCAAGAACAAUUUAGGACGAGCCAAUUUUAUCCUACUUGAUAAAUUGGCCCAUAGAGAUCUCUCGCCAGUUCAGACUCCUGAAAAUGUCCCUCGACUGUUUGACUUGAUCAAACCCAAGGAUCCUCGAUUCGCUCCUGCGUUCUACAGCAUUAUGCAAAAUACUCUGGUGGCAGAAAAUCUCGAGCAAGCGAACCGGAUCGCCUAUGGUGCUAAACGAUGGCGCGUGGUCACCUUAGAUGGUCAACUCAUUGAUGUGUCUGGUACCAUGAGUGGAGGUGGUACUCGUGUCGCACGUGGAGCCAUGUCUUCGAAGUUGGUUGCUGAAACAACAAAGGAGCAAGUACAAAAGCUCGAAGCUGAACGCAACCAGCUAGAAACACAGUUUGAGGCCUUCCAGACGCGCCAGCGAGAACUGGAAGCGAGUCUUCAAGAGAAACAAGAAGAGAUCCCUCGAUUGGAGACCGCCAUCCAGAAGAUCAAUCUAGAAGUGGAGAACUGCACUAGGAAUCUUGCCGAUGCAGAGAAACGUGUUCAGGAUCUCAUUGCUGAACUUGCCUCAACAUCUGCCGAUGACUCUCAAAUCAAAGCACUGGACAAGCAGAUUGACUCUUUGAAUAAAGAGCUUGAAAGCCUGCACUCUGAGACUGCGAGCGUUGAAUCUGAGAUCCAGGCAUUGCAAGACAAGAUCAUGGAAGCUGGAGGUAUUCAGCUUCGUAGUCAGAAGGCGAGGGUUGAUGGGUUGAAAGAACGAAUAGACUUAUUGAACGAGGACAUUUCUAAUGCCGAAGUGGCAAAGACGAAGAACGAAAAGCUCGCCGAUAAGCAUGAGAAAGCCAAGGCUAGUUCAGAAAAAGAGCUCGAAACACUGUCCAAGGACUUGGAAAAACUCGAGAAUGAUGUCGAAGCCCACAAAGCUGAGGCUGCAGAAUCAAGACAGCGUGCUGAGCAGGCGCAAGAGGAACAGGCCAAUCAAAAGGAAGAGCUGGCGACACUAAAGAAGAAUCUCGACGCGCAGACUACUGAAUUGAACUCAACUAGGGCCCAGGAGAUUGAAAUGCGCAAUAAGCUUGAGGAGAAUCAGAAAAUUCUGGCUGAGAACAAUGGCAAGAGCCGCCACUGGACCGAGAAAUUGUCGAAAUUGUCGCUACACGAUAUUGCAGAUCUGGAAGGAUCUAGUCCAGAGGAAGAACAGCAGCAAGAAAAGGAAGAGGAAAUGCCAGACGCUCCCCCCCCAGCCGAAACUGAGGCUGUCGCUGAAGCGGAUCCAGAUGCUAUGGACAUUGAUAACGAAGAUCCGCAGCAGCCGCAAGACUCAGAUGAAGCUCCAGAGGAGGGACAACCAAAGACUACACGCCGUCAGCUACAAACAUUCACCCGCGAUGAACUCCUCGACAAGUCCAAAAAUCACUUGAUUGCCUCCAUUGCCGCAUUGGAAGAGAAAAUUUCUCACGCCUCGAGCAUCGACCUUGCCGUCAUCGCCGAAUACCGACGCCGAUGCGAAGAAGUCGCCUCACGAACCACGGAUCUGAAGACCGCCGUCAAAGCUCGCGACGGAGCAAAGACUCGCCUUACAGACCUGCGUAAUUUGCGCCUCACCCAAUUCAUGACGGGUUUCACAACGAUCUCAUCUCAUCUUAAAUCAAUGUACCAACUCAUCACCCUGGGAGGCAACGCUGAGCUCGAAUUGGUGGACAGUCUCGACCCCUUCUCCGAAGGCAUCCUAUUUAGCGUGAUGCCGCCGAAGAAGAGUUGGAAGAACAUCGGGAACCUGUCUGGCGGAGAAAAGACAUUGAGUUCCCUGGCGUUGGUCUUUGCACUUCACGUCUACCGUCCCACGCCAUUAUAUGUCAUGGAUGAGAUUGACGCAGCUUUGGAUUUCAGGAACGUCUCAAUUGUUGCAGGCUACAUCAAGGAACGCACCAAGAACGCACAGUUCAUCGUCAUUAGUCUGCGGAACAACAUGUUUGAACUUGCCGAGCGGCUCGUCGGCAUCUAUAAAGUCAACCAUAUGACCAAAAGCGUCACGGUCGAGAACCGUGAUUAUCUAGCUCUCGGGAGGCAGGCUCAGGCUCAGGCCCAGCAGGCCCGGGCAAUUGAGCAACAGCAGCAGCAGCAGCAACUGAAUGGACAAAUGAGCCAGAUGGUCCCGGCGCCAAUUCGGUAG
Molecule: messenger RNA, 4635 nt
Organism: Exophiala bonariae
Lineage: Eukaryota; Fungi; Ascomycota; Eurotiomycetes; Chaetothyriales; Herpotrichiellaceae
Exons: 2
Coding region: 1-4635 (1544 amino acids)
Biological process (GO): mitotic chromosome condensation
Cellular component (GO): chromosome; condensin complex
Molecular function (GO): ATP binding; ATP hydrolysis activity; protein binding
Source: RefSeq, a predicted model, not a curated record